Molecule: messenger RNA, 573 nt
Organism: Spodoptera littoralis (African cotton leafworm)
Lineage: Eukaryota; Metazoa; Arthropoda; Insecta; Lepidoptera; Noctuidae
Source: the annotation of a GenBank genome assembly
AUGGCUACAAAAACGUAUAAAUAUUUCAUUUUGACCGGAGAACCUGGAGUGGGUAAGACUACGCUGACAAAGAAAUUAGUAGCGGAGAUUGUAGGCAAAGGUGUUAAAACUUCGGGAUUCUAUACCGAAGAAGUUCGAUAUGAUAGAACUAGAGAGGGGUUUGAUGUAGUGGGUUUGGAUGGUGCUAGAGGGAGAUUGGCAAGAGAUCAGAGUCUGUUGAAUAUUCCCGUCAAAUAUAAAGUCGGAAAAUAUGGUGUUCUAGUAGAAGAAUUUGAAAUUAUUGCUUUGCCCUCUCUUGUGAAGCCAAAUAACACUCAAGCACACUUACUGGUCAUAGAUGAAAUAGGAAAAAUGGAGUUUUUUAGUGAAAAAUUCAAGAAUGCCAUUCAGACAAUUUUUAGUCCUUCAUCAGAAUACACAGUACUGGCGACCAUCCCUAUUAGAAAAAGUGACAAAUUAAUUGAGUCUAUUAGAAACCAUAGUCAAGCUAGAGUUUGGAUGGUAACAAGAGACAACAGAAACAGUAUCCAAGAAGAAAUUGUAAAUGAAAUAAAUAAAACAAUUAAAUUCUAA